Messenger RNA from Carassius auratus (goldfish), 1907 nucleotides. RefSeq lists its product as uncharacterized. The transcript is spliced from 6 exons. Bases 1056 to 1706 code for a protein of 216 amino acids. Gene Ontology annotation, biological process: immune response. NCBI's taxonomy places the organism in Eukaryota, Metazoa, Chordata, Actinopteri, Cypriniformes, Cyprinidae. The record is from RefSeq and is a predicted model, not a curated record. Gene Ontology annotation, molecular function: tumor necrosis factor receptor binding. Gene Ontology annotation, cellular component: membrane.
CCUGAUAAGCUACUACUAAAUAUUGUAGAAACUUAAUUUUCUGUAAAGUUGCUUUGCAAAUAUUUGUAUAGUAAAACGCACUUUACAAAUAAACUUGAAAUUGGAUUUACAAUUGAUUAUUAAAUUUGUAUAGUUAUACUUAUCUUCCUCGGUGUGAAUGACCAUUAACAGCUUCAAACAUCCCAUUCAAAAUCCUAUUAGUGGCAGUGCUGUUUUUGUAAACUGAUUGUUUUGGUUUCAUCUGAAGGAUUCCUCCUUAUAUAUUUUAAGGAAUAUGUUUUGUUUAUAUAUCGAUAACACCAUGGCUAUUCACUGCAGUCACAAUAACCCAAGAGACAGGGACAGUACAAGAGUUUGUCUUUGUGUGGGCCUUUGUGUAGGAGUAUGUGGUAUGCAUGUCUUCAUAGGAAAGUACAAGCUGAAUGGGGGAUGUCCCACAGGGUUUAAAACAUCCAAGAGAAGGAAAGAAGAAAUGCUGUGGAUCAGAGUGAAAAAAAAACAAUAACUGCCUGCUUAUCAAUAUAAACACAUUAAUACUACCUCCUCUCCUGGAUGAAUCACCGCAUUAUACAAACACAGCAUGACCCCUAGUAUUCCCCUUGGGCAAACCACCUUUUCCUCUUUUUGGUUGAGCUGAAGAGAAAUUGGCAGCUUUUAGGACUGACUUAUGUGUUUAAACAGAAGCCACAUCUCUAUGACCUUUUAUCUUCAUUUCAUCUUUGUUGUGUUGUAGCUGAAAUCCCUGUAUCUGUAACAAUAAAGAGGCAGAAGGGUAGUUUAUAUAUCUACUCAGUGAAGCCAAAGCCUAAGUCCAAUCACUUUCAGCAACUUCAGACCCAAUUAAUUUCUAGUACAGUGAUGUUCAGGCAAUCUACCUUCUCUUGUUUCCAACCACAGCCACUACCAGCGAAAGAAACUGAGGAAGAGAGAAAAAAGCAAACACACACACACACACACAGAGAGAGAGAGAGAGAGAGAGAGAGAGACAGAGAGAGAGAGAAGGUCCAGGGCUAGAAAAUGAGAGCUUGAAAAGGGGAAACCCUGAGGGAGAGACCAUGUCUAGAUGCUCAUUCAGUCCCAUAGUCACAUUCCACACUACAGCACACACUAAGUUAGUCACGGAGAUGACCAGCUCAAGUCACCCCUGGUUCCGCCUCCUGAUUGGCUGGUGCUGCCUGUUGAGUUCAGCUCUUUUGAUAGUGACAGUAUAUCUUGCAAAUCUGCACAAAAAGUCAGACGUGACUGGAAACAAAGAGUCAAAUACAACAGAAAACAAUGGCAAAACUGAACAACGAAUAGAUUUCGUGCAUGAUCCAUCCGUCAUUGACUAUAUCCGUCUGAUUAGAGACAAAGAAAAGGACUGGAUAUGCCCUCAACCGUGUGAGAGCAACUUAGUCUCCCUGGAGAACAGCACUGUCAUAGUUAGAGACAGCGGGCUGUACUAUUUCCACGUCCAGGUCUACUUCCAACAGAUUCCUCAAACAAAUGAAGUACCGACUGUUACUUUGAUCAAAAACAGAAGCAAUGUAACAAACAGUAGAAGAUUAAGUGAGGUCAAGGGCAAUGGACCAGGAUCGUUGACAAUGAUCCAUCUGGUCAAGCUGUGCAAGGGAGAAAGCAUCAGCCUGAAUAUAAAUCAAAUCAAGGACAUAUCAGGAAAUGAUUAUGAUACUUACUGGGAAAUUAUCUUGUUUAAUAACAAAUAAUAAGUCUGAAUUUUGUGCAAAGUGCAAUCAGGGUUUAAAUGAACAGAUUGUAUCUCCUUAAAGAAUUACAAGACUCACAUUUCAAUUUCUGAGUGUCUGUCACCUCGUUUUAUGUCAAGUGAUUCUCCCAAAGGAUUAAAAUUGUCUGUAUUUAUAUUUACCAAAGUAACUGGUAAAAGAUGUUUGUAUGGUUAGUUCUCA